GCUGGAAACGCAGUUCCGGUUAGGAGGCUGAGUUUGUUUACGUUGCUUACAGAUCUAGCUCCUGCAUUCCCUAGUUUCAGUUCCAAGAUGGGGAAAUCCUUCGCCAACUUCAUGUGCAAGAAAGACUUUCAUCCUGCCUCCAAAUCCAAUAUCAAAAAAGUAUGGAUGGCAGAACAGAAAAUAUCAUAUGAUAAGAAGAAACAAGAAGAAUUGAUGCAGCAGUAUCUUAAAGAACAAGAAUCAUAUGAUAAUAGAUUGCUUAUGGGAGAUGAACGUGUAAAGAAUGGCCUUAAUUUCAUGUAUGAAGCCCCUCCAGGAGCUAAAAAAGAAAACAAAGAGAAAGAAGAAACAGAAGGAGAGACCGAAUACAAAUUUGAAUGGCAGAAAGGAGCCCCACGAGAAAAAUAUGCUAAAGAUGACAUGAACAUCAGAGAUCAGCCCUUUGGUAUUCAGGUUCGAAAUGUAAGGUGCAUUAAGUGUCACAAAUGGGGUCAUGUCAACACAGAUCGAGAAUGUCCUUUGUUUGGUCUUUCUGGAAUCAAUGCAAGUUCGGUUCCCACUGAUGGCUCAGGGCCAUCGAUGCACCCCUCGGAGCUAAUAGCGGAGAUGAGAAACAGUGGGUUUGCACUGAAACGAAAUGUACUGGGGAGAAACUUGACCGCAAAUGAUCCAUCACAGGAGUAUGUUGCAAGUGAGGGUGAAGAAGAUCCAGAAGUUGAAUUUUUAAAGUCACUAACAACCAAACAAAAACAGAAACUUCUCAGGAAAUUAGAUCGACUGGAGAAGAAAAAAAAGAAAAAAGAUAGAAAAAAGAAAAAGUUUCAGAAAAGCAGAAGUAAACACAAAAAACAUAAGUCCUCUUCUUCCUCGUCUUCCUCCUCCUCUUCCUCUACUGAGACUUCAGAAAGCAGUAGUGAGAGUGAGAGUGACAAUAAAGAAAAAAAAAUACAAAGGAAGAAAAGAAAGAAAAACAAGUGUUCAGGGCAUAACAACAGUGAUUCUGAAGAGAAGGACAGGUCUAAGAAGAGAAAGCUUCAUGAAGAACUUUUUAGCAGUCACCGUAACCGGGAAAAAGCCAAGGAAAAGCCCAGGUUCUUAAAACACGAGAGUUGUAGGGAGAACAGCAAAUGGAGCCAUUCUGAUUCUGACAAAAAGUCCAGAACCCGUAAUCAUAGCCUGGAGAAGAGAGGCUCUGAAAGAAAGGAGGGGAGCAGCAGAAGCCACGGCAGGGAGGAAAGGAGCCGGAGAAGCCAGAGCAGAAGUCCUGGUAGUUACAAGCAAAGGGAGAUAAGGAAACGGCCACAGCGAAGUCCCGGUGAAGAGCAAAGCAGAAGAAAUGACACCAGAAGCCAUGGCACAGAUUUGUAUAGAGGAGAAAAAAUGUACAGAGAGCACCCAGGAGAUACACAUACUAAAGUGACACAAAGAGAAUGAAGCAGAAGUAGAGAAGAAAGACUGUAUGUGACAAUUACCUGGGAAUAAAAAUAUCUCCACUUUUUUACUGAAUACCUUUAGCAAGGGCUAAAUUAUGUACUAUUGUCUUUCCAAUAAAAAAGCUCAAUUUUAAUUUUUCAUCUCUAGACUGUCAGUUCAAGUACAAAACUACAUGAGUACUAUAAGAAUGAAUUUUGCAAAUAUUUGUAAGUAAGCUAUUUUGGGGCUGUAGAAAUAUUUUCUGUUGGUAACUGUUUCUUGUGCCCCAUACCAGAUAAAAACCGCAUACAACUCUGACAUUUUCUUUGUUCUGAAACAUCAUUAAAAGAAUGACAGUACAUUGAAUGGGUAUAAUUUAAUUUUUUCAAUUCAAAUUUGUUAUUCUAGGAUUUGAAUUUGCUUGAAGUGAAUUAUAAUUAUUCAAAUUCAUUAGUAUAAAUUAAACAAGGAUUAAUAAAUCUUUAAGACUUUUAA
Messenger RNA from Nomascus leucogenys (northern white-cheeked gibbon), 1908 nucleotides. It is a transcript of the gene CIRSR, whose product is annotated as corepressor of RBPJ and splicing regulator. Gene Ontology annotation, biological process: negative regulation of DNA-templated transcription. The record is from RefSeq and is a predicted model, not a curated record. Gene Ontology annotation, cellular component: nucleus. Gene Ontology annotation, molecular function: transcription corepressor activity. Lineage: Eukaryota; Metazoa; Chordata; Mammalia; Primates; Hylobatidae.